AUGGCCACAAACGGUGACCGAUUCGUGGACUACUCGUACCCAGGUCUCGACACUUGGCGCCGCGAUGAGCGAGCAGGCUAUGUUCACAAUACAUCUGGCAAGGCGAAGCGGAAGUUGAGCAGAGACGAUGCCUGUCAAGAGCCCGAUCCACAGGGGCCUACUCGCGAGAACGCCAUGGUUGAACGGAGCGCCGGGAACACCCUGGGUUCGCCCAUGCAGUGUGAACUACCAAUACUACCUGCUGUCCACGAGGACGACACCCAGUCAUAUUACGAUCACGACUCGAGUCCUAUCGGCGGGCAUUCCUCGGGAACACACGGCCCACCUGAAACCGAUACUACAAGACAGGUAGAUCCCGGGUCACAAGAAGACCCUGAUGCUCCCGACUUUAUUGGAAGCGAAUCGCCUCAAAGUGGCAGGCGAAGUAAGCGCAUACGAGUCACGAUUGAAAAGCACACGUUCAGAAACACACUGUACUAUAGAGACAGCCAUGGAAACAAGAUCGACACAGUUGCGAGGGAGUGGACAAAGGUGGAUGGCGGAUACGAGAAACAAGGCCGCAGGCAUGUGUACUUCGCGAAGAGCUUUCCAAAAUAG
Molecule: messenger RNA, 597 nt
Organism: Purpureocillium lilacinum
Lineage: Eukaryota; Fungi; Ascomycota; Sordariomycetes; Hypocreales; Ophiocordycipitaceae
Source: RefSeq, a predicted model, not a curated record